CUUGUUCUUGAAGCUAGAGCUGUAUAAGCUUAAAUCCUAUAAAUUUGUAUUACUUUCAAUUGCUGAUACCUCCUUCUGUUCCUUCUUUCAGCCUUCCACUUGACGCGCACCAAACUGAGGGAUUUCACACAACGCAGCUACAAAGCAUUGUAGAAUAACAUAUGCGUGCGGUUGAGGGGCUAUGCGCCCCUCGCAAGCGGGAUAGCCAUUCAGAGUAGCCCUUCUAGGCGCGAGUAGCUGUUGUCCGGAGGCUUGGGAGCGAUGUUCAAGCUACCCCUGCUGCAGCCGUCCCUCACGGGCGCAAAUGGCGUGGAGCGGAAGGACAGCCAGUCCGUCAUGGCGCCCUUUGCAACCGGGGCCAGGUCGGGUAAGGAGUCGGACCUAGCGGCGGCAGUGGCGGCGGCGCAGACUGCCACCUUUGACGUCCGCUCCUGGUCACGACAGGCCCGGGACAUCACGUCCGACCUGGCCGCCUCCGACAAGUACAAGAGCCUGGCGCUGCACGCCGAGGUCAAGCUGGCGGAGGCGCUGGAGCGCUGCGAGCGAGUCAGCCCGCUCGCCCACACACCCGCGGGCGAGGAGCGGCCCAACAAGCUGCGCACCGCCGUGGCGUGCCAGCUCCUGGGCGAGUUUGCGGAGCUGUGCGGCCCCUUCGCCGGCGUGCUGACGCGGCUGCGGGACGAGCUGCUCAAGGGCUUGUACAGUACGCAGUAUGCCAGCGAGCGCGGCGGGCUGGCCUUUGACCAGCUGCCCUGGUUCUCGGUGGCGGAGCGGCUGGAGCGCGACAAGCAGGCCAUGGUGGAGGAGCGAGACGCGGUCAAGGGGCAGAUGGAGGCGCAGGCGGAGGCGCUGGGCCGCAUUGAGGAGGCCAUGUCCGCUCUGCGCCGCGCCACGGAGGCCUCGCAGCUGGAGGCGGCGGCGCUGCGCAGCCACCUGGAGCGCCUGUCCGUCAGCGAGGAGAGCGCGCGGCUGGAGGCCAAGACGGGUCGCGAGGAGCUCAAGAAGCUGCGCAAGGAGUACCUCCGCAUGCGUGACGAUCUGGAGGCCGAGCGGGCGGCCCACGCCGGGCUGCAGCGGCGGCACGCCGACCUAAACGACUUCAGUGUGAGCCGCAUCGCGGAGCUGGAGGCGGUGGCGGAGGGCGCAUUCCGCGAGGCGGAGGAGGCGCGGCGCCUGGCGGAGAGCCGCAUGCCGCCCGAGAUGUUUGAGAAGCUCAAGUCCGACCUGGCGCUGUACCAGACGGAGCUGGCGGCGGCGCAGGCCAACAACAAGGACCUGGAGGCGGUCAACAGCAAACUGGCGCACCGACUGGACGUGAUGACGCCGAGGCCGGUGUGGCGCAAGCUGGCAGACCACAACCUGCAGGCGGGCCGCCGCACCGCCGAGCUAGUCCACCGCGUGGAGGACAAGCUGGGCCGUUACGCCAACGAGCUAGCCGAGCUCAAGUCGCAGUUGGCGCUGGCGGCGGCGCUGCUACAGCCCGACCCCGCACCCGUGGAGGUGCAGCUCACGCUGGUGACCGACGCCAGCUCAUACUUCGUCACGGAGGGCGGUGGCGACACGGCCGCCGCCGCCGGCGCCCCAGCGCCGCCCGCCACCGCCGAGCCGUGCGGCCUGGCGGCGUCAGUGCCGCGCUGCCUGCGCUGGCCGCACCGCGUGCCGCUGCACGCCUGGAGCGUGGAGCAGGCGGAGGCGCUGGUGGGCGCCAUCUGGCGGGCCAAGCAGGCGCUGGAGGUGUCAGCGAGUGCGGGCACGCUGCAGAGCUUCUUGUACUACUACUUCAAUCCGCAGGGCCUGGCCAACGAGUCCAGCGUGCGGCUGGCCUACAGCCUCUACAACGCCUGCGCCACCCACGCCCGCUCCAACAGCCUCGUCCGCACCUUUUGGCUGGUGCUCACGGGUCAGGCGGCGGAGGCGGCGGCGGCGGACCAGCGCUCCAUGCUGUCAGGGCUGGCGGCGGUGCUGCACUCGCUGCCGCCGGCGGACGGCGGAGUUGGAGGUGGAGGUGCAGGUGGUGGUGGUGAAGGUGGUGAAGGUGGAGGUGGUGAAACCUCGGGAGGUGGGGCGGCGGGCGACGGGGAAGACGCCGGCGCGGGCGGCAGCGGCGGCGAUGGCGAUGACGAGCGGCCAGCAACGUCGGGCAGUGGCGGCGGCGGCGGCGCCGCCGCCGCCGCCGCCGGCUCCGUGCCGUCGUCCUCGCCGCGUGUUCGUACGGAGGACGUGGCGGCGGCUCUGGAGCGCUUCUUCCCGCAGCGGCCCGCCUUCCGCCUGAACAAGCUACGCGACGCGCUGCGGACGCAGUUCCCCCUGGACACGUUGCCGUUGGAUGCGCUGGUGGCGGCGCUGGAGCCGCACGCGCUGGCGGCGCCGCCGCCCUCGACGGCCCCGGGGACCGCCAAGGCGGCGCGUUGGAGCGCCGCCGCCGACCCCACCGCCGCCACCGCCGCCGCUGCCAAGCCGGCGGGCGCGCUGGUGGCGGCGCUGGUGGGGCAGCACAUAGACGAGGUGCAGGCGCUGUGCCUGGAGGUGGCGAGUGCGCUGGCGGAGGUGCCGAUGGCGGAGGACGACGGCGGCAGCGGCGCCGCCAGCCCGGUCGAGCUCCCGGCCGUGGUGGAAAAGCUGUCUGGGUUGUUGGGCGCGAGGCGGGCGAUGGCGUGUGUCAUGGCUUCGCUGGGGUUCUCGGCGGCAGCGGGCGGGGAAGGAGGAGGAGGAGGAGGCGUGGGUGCGGCGGCGACGGAGGACGGGGAGGAGGGCGGGGCGGGGGCUGGAGGUGCAUCUGGUGGGAGCGGGCUGGUGGUGCCAGUGGGGGUGGUGGUGGAUGUUGGGGACAUGACGCAGCGGCUGCUGCAGCGCUGCCUCCUCAAGCCGGUGGGGAACUUCGACGUGGCGGGGGCGCUGGCGUGGGCGCGGGAGAUGGCGGCUGCAGCUUGAGGCAGGGCACGUGUAUGUGGCACGUGCCGUGGUAUGUUGGAGGGAGGGGUGUGGGUCAGGUGCGUAGGGAGGAUUGAGGCAAACUGUACCGUACUCGGCGGCUGUCGGCGGCGGAACAGUGAUUUACAUUUGACGGCAUGGCAAUAUGUUAUUCGCGGCAUUUCCGUAAAGCGCCAGAGCUCUCUGCAGGUCAGCAGACAGCAGGUGCAAUAUUGCAUUGAUGCCAGGCGCAAUGGAUGACAGCAGGAGCUAGUGGCAUCAGGCAGCCCGAACGUUUCCAUCGGCAAAGCAACCGACCCAGAUGCUUGUGCGGGAUUUGGCUCGCGGCAGUCGCACCCAGGCUGGGUGCGGGGCCCAUGCCAUGCCAAGCGGCGUUAGCAGGCACACACGUAUGGUACACAGGCACAGAGGGAUGACUGGAAGGAUGUGCGAUGCGACAGUGGUAAGGCAGGUUGGCAAAGUCCCGUGGGGUGCAGCUGGACUGGAAGGAUAAGAAAGCGCAU
Molecule: messenger RNA, 3434 nt
Organism: Chlamydomonas reinhardtii
Lineage: Eukaryota; Viridiplantae; Chlorophyta; Chlorophyceae; Chlamydomonadales; Chlamydomonadaceae
Exons: 12
Coding region: 262-2931 (889 amino acids)
Source: RefSeq, a predicted model, not a curated record